This is a messenger RNA of Lathyrus sativus (Indian pea), 492 nucleotides long. Lineage: Eukaryota; Viridiplantae; Streptophyta; Magnoliopsida; Fabales; Fabaceae. The record is from the annotation of a GenBank genome assembly.
AUGAUAAAGAAGGAUUGGGUGGAGUUGCCUCCACACAGUCAAGAUUAUAAGGAUGGUGUCAAUUACUUUUUGGAUAUUGCGUUUACUAAAGGAAUGGUUGAAGAAGAAGAGAUUUUGUGUCCUUGUGCUGUAUGUUGUAAUGAUAGUUGGGAAGUAAGAGAUGUAGUGCAUGACCAUUUAUGUAGCAAAGGAUUUCUAAAGGGAUACACUGAAUGGAUUUAUCAUGGUGAAGAUGAAAACCUUAUGGAUCUUGAUGACGAUAGUGAUAAUGAAACAUCAUCUCAUGAUGAUAUCGAUGGCUUGCUAUUUGAGACAUUUAAAGAUGUGGCUGAAGGAGGUGGAGUACAUGAAGGUCUAAAUGAAGACGUGCCGGAUGAUAUCUUUGAAAUUCCUUUGUCAGAACUUCACAACCAAAAAUCAAUAGAGAGUGAUCAUAGUGACACAAGUUAUGAAAGUGAUGAUGAAAUCGAUUAUGAUUCUAGUACUGAUUAG